This is a messenger RNA of Botrytis deweyae, 1413 nucleotides long. RefSeq lists its product as uncharacterized. Gene Ontology annotation, cellular component: membrane. The record is from RefSeq and is a predicted model, not a curated record. NCBI's taxonomy places the organism in Eukaryota, Fungi, Ascomycota, Leotiomycetes, Helotiales, Sclerotiniaceae. Bases 1 to 1413 code for a protein of 470 amino acids. The transcript has 2 exons. Gene Ontology annotation, molecular function: opioid growth factor receptor activity.
AUGUCUAUUCUCGGGGAUUUUGUCGAGCCACCUGAGGUUGAGAGCCGUCUUGUAUCUUUCUAUCGAAACAAGACGCCGGACAAUGCAGGACGACUGCUUUCGCACAUUAUGUCUUGGGAUUAUGAGAAGUUGGAGGAUAUACACGACUACAUUCAAUGGCUGUUCCCUCUUCCAGAGGAGUCUAUGUUUUCAGGCGCUCCUUUAGUUGAUGAGAAUGUCUUCAAUGCGUUCCAUGCAUUCAAUUCUUCAACCGAAUUACAAUGUAAUCUCAAGGACUCUUUGAUUAAAAUGUUGGACUUCUAUGGGUUCAAGUUCGCUGAUGAUUUGGAUGGAAAUGAUCUUCCUGUUAUAACAAAAUCCUCCAAUUUUUAUGAAAGAUGCUCCAAUUGGCUUAUCAGGAGAGAUCACAACCAUUUGAGAAUCAGCAGAAUCCUUCGCUCUCUUCGCGUUCUGGGCUUAGAAGCAGAAGCUGCCGCAUUCUAUAAGGCACUGUCAGACAUUGUUUACAAUGGACAUUCUCAGGUUGUCAGCUCUCAAUCUGCGGAAUUCUGGCGACGCGCUGCUGAGAGACCCUUACAUUGGGCACCGCAUCUAACUGAGAGUGAAUGUGCCAACGAUAAACAAUGGAAAAUAGGCCUAGAUUUCUUAAAAGAAUACGAAAGAUUCAACAUGGCUAGAGAUUUGCAAAAACAGCACGACGCAAAGAGGGCUCUUGAGGAAAAGAAAGAAGCAGAAUUUCAAGCCACGAAAGCACACAUUGCUGCAGUCACCGCCGAUCGAAAGAGGAAAAUUAGUGGAGGGGCCAAGACUGUCCCGAAAAAGCGAGCUAGUAUUUCUCAGGAAAGCAAAGGUCAAAAUUCCGAACCUCAACGUUCUGAAAAAGAAGCUGUGGUUGCUGAUACACGUGAACCCAUAUCAGAAUUGCAGGACGUCGUACAAGAUGAAGCACCACCAAAUGAACCUGAGCCUUUUGAGCCUACGGUUGAACCCCAGCUUGAAGAUCCUAGACCUACGCUUGUUGGAUCUGAGUCUAUUAAACCUGAGCUUCUUGCACUCGCCCUUGCUAAACCUGAGCUUGAAGAUCUCAGAUCCAAACUUUUUGAACCUGAGUUUAUUGAACCCGAGCCUCUUGCACUCGCACUCGCUAAACCCGGGCUUGCUGGACCCGAGCAUGCUGAGCCUAAGGCUGACCAACCCGAGCUUGAAGGUCCCAGACCUAAGCUUGUUGAAUCUGAGUUUGUUAAACCUGAGCUUUUUGAACUCGCGCUUGCUAAAGCCAAGCUUGAAGAUUCCAGACCUCAGCUUGAUAAACCUACCGGUGGACGUAUGGAACGAAAGUCCUCGGAACGCGGUGAACAAUCUGCAAUUCACCAAAUUCAACAAUACCAGCUCAUGUCUCCUCGCCAACCUUGA